CCCACAUAUACAUCAUCAACACCUUUCAUUUACAGAAGCUUACAAUUUACAACUACUUCUUCAUCACCAUCAUCCUCUUCACUCUCUUUCUCUCUCUACUUUCUCUCUCUAGAAUUCUCCAGAUUCUUUCACUUUCUUGUUUUUUUUUUUUAAUUUUUUAGCUUCAUUCUUUUAUUUUUUUCAUUGUACAUUUGUACAUUCCCUUUUAAUCUCCCCCCUUUUAGUUAUUUGAUCAUUGUAAAAUUGUAAAUUUUUAUUUUUUUUUCCAUUUUUUUAACUUUUUUUGUAGUAAGUUAUAUUGACAAUGGUUACAUCGUCAAACAAGAAGUUGACAAUACUUGUGAUAAAUUUAUUUAUCAUUAUCCACCGGAUCCAGUAUUCGUCAGCAAUACUGGAUCCGGCGGAUUUUUUAGCACUCCAAUCCAUUAGAAAAUCUCUAGAAGAUUUGCCCGGGUCGGACUACUUAUCAUCUUGGGACUUCACAUCCGACCCGUGCAACUUCGCCGGAGUUUUCUGCUCCGGCGAACGUGUUGUCACGUUAAACCUCGGAGACCCACGCGCCGGUGCGCCUGGCCUCUCCGGGGUUUUAGAUCCGGCAAUCGGAAAGUUAACAAACUUAACCGAAUUCACCGUCGUUCCCGGCAGGAUCACUGGAACAAUUCCGGCGACAAUAUCGGAGCUUAAAAACCUCCGGUUCUUCGCCAUCAGCCGGAAUUUUCUCUCCGGCGAGAUUCCGGCGACGUUAGGUGAGCUCACUAAUCUCCGUACACUUGAUCUUAGCUACAACCAACUCACCGGAAGUAUUCCGUGGGCCGUGGGAAGUUUACCGGCGUUAACUAACGUCGUUAUCUCUCACAACCGGUUAUCUGGUCCACUACCGGCUUUCACAUCGCAAACGUUAACCCGGUUAGACUUAAAACACAACAACUUAUCCGGUUCAAUACCACCCGGUUUUAUUCCUUCGUCUAUACAACACCUUUCUCUUGCUUUAAACCGGUUCACCGGUUCAGUCGAAUAUUUACUGCCUCAACUAAACCGGUUAAACUACUUAGAUCUAAGUAUGAACCGGUUUACCGGGCCAGUCCCGGGCUGCGUGUUUAGUUUUCCAAUCACAACUCUACAACUGGACCGGAACCUGUUUUCCGGUCCAGUUCAACCGUUUAAUGAAGUGUCAAUCCAGACCGUCGAUUUGAGUCAUAAUAUGUUGUAUGGGGAAGUGUCCCCACUUUUCUCAACCGUACAAAAUCUUUAUCUUAAUAAUAACCGGUUCACCGGUUCGGUUCCUAAUACUUUAGUGGACCGGCUGAUGGAUGGGAAUGUGCAGUUGUUGUAUUUGCAGCAUAAUUUUUUGACAGGGGUUCCGAUAAAACCGACCGAGGCGAUUCCGGUUAGUAGUUCGUUGUGUUUGCAGUAUAAUUGUAUGGUGUUGCCGGUUCAGACGCCGUGCCCGGUUGAAGCCGGUUCGCAGAAGACUAGACCUACAACACAAUGCAUGCAAUGGAAAGGGUAAAAUGGGAAAUUUAUUGAAACCAUUAAACAUCUAUUAGAACGUCCACAGACAAGAGGGUCAACCAGGCCUCCACAUCAGAUUGCCCGGAGUUUGCCCUAAGAAUCUCACAAUGGGUGCAAAUGAGCCAAGCUACUCAAUUUAGGCUCGAAAAGAAGUUCGAACGAGCCUAGCUUAAACAAGCUUGAGCGCGAGCCUAAAAACAAGCUCGUUUAGUAAACAAGCCCGAGCUUCAAUUAUCGAGCUCGAGCCGGCUC
Messenger RNA from Helianthus annuus (common sunflower), 1764 nucleotides. Its product is annotated as probably inactive leucine-rich repeat receptor-like protein kinase IMK2. The coding region runs from base 305 to 1510 and encodes 401 amino acids. Lineage: Eukaryota; Viridiplantae; Streptophyta; Magnoliopsida; Asterales; Asteraceae. The transcript has 2 exons. The record is from RefSeq and is a predicted model, not a curated record. Gene Ontology annotation, molecular function: protein binding.